Molecule: messenger RNA, 531 nt
Organism: Ostertagia ostertagi
Lineage: Eukaryota; Metazoa; Nematoda; Chromadorea; Rhabditida; Trichostrongylidae
Source: the annotation of a GenBank genome assembly
AUGGCACCAUCAGCGACUUCAGUUCUACUGCUUAUCGCAAUUUACUCCAUUUCUAGUGCCGUCGCUGAUCCGUGCAUAUUCCGUGAAGGGCCCAACCAGGUGAUAUAUGGAAUUCGAAAUGGUAUAGUGCAUUUUCGCGUGAUCCUUCAUGGAGUUCCAUAUUCAGCAUCGGGAUGGACUGGUAUUGGAUUCGGAAGAGGAAUGAUCGAUGGUAUUGACACUAUUGUCAUUCGAGUCGCCAAUGGCCAAGUGAGAGUAACCGAUGAGUACGUUCGUGGCUACGCUGCAUCUACCCCAGACAUGAUCAAUAACGUUAUGGUGCACAGUAGCCGAAUGGACGGCGAUACGGUAUCGGUGACGUUUUCAAGGCCAGUGAAUUCUGUCGAGUACCCCUAUGAUAGUUCACUUUUGGGAUGUCAGCCUUGGCAGUUCGUGAUCGGCUUAAAUCGCAUGGGGCCAAAUGGUGAGAUGCGCCAUCAUAGGAUUACGCCUGUUCAUCGGACUGUGUGCAUCGAUGAGUGCAGGAUCUAA